AUGGGUGACGCAACAAAUGGUACCAACGGCAUCGGCGGUGCCUCUCAUACCCUCCCCGCUCUUGUCACCUCGGCGUCGACCUUUCUUGAGCAGGAUUACGACUACGUCAUUAUCGGCGGCGGCACGGCAGGCCUCGUGCUUGCUGCGCGGCUGACGGAGAAUCCGGAUGAGGGUACUGGUGGUCUGGUGCACAACAUAGCUCGCGGGAAGGUGCUCGGAGGGUCUAGUGGCAUCAAUUACAUGAUGUAUGUUCGCGGCUCGGAGCGCGACUACGACGACUGGGCGGUCCUAGCCGAUGACCCAGGUUGGGGCUUCGCGAACAUGCGCCAAUACAUCACCAAGCAUCAGACGCUGGAGCCGAUUCCGGACAGCAUAACCAACCGCGUGGCCAUGUCCACUGUUGACGUCAAUCACGGCACCUCCGGCCCCAUCCACACCUCGUUCAACGACACACGGCUCGACAUUGAGGACGCUUUCAUCCUCGGUGCAGACCAAGCAUCUGGAAUCACCCAAAAGCCCGUCGACGCAUGGGGCGGUGACCACUACGGCUUCUACAAUGGCCUGGGCAGUGUAUACCGAACGGGACCGCUCGCCGGGAAGCGCAGCUACGCGGCGCGCGGCUACUUUGAAGCCAACGCCUCCCGACCGAACCUCAAAGUCCUCUGCGAGGCGCCUGUAUCCUCCAUCAUCCUCGACGCGGAUAACAGGAACGCGGUGGGGGUGGCAUUCACGCACGGAGGGGAGAGGCACGAAGUGAGGGCUCGGAGAGAGGUUCUGCUGUGCGCCGGUGCGAUCCAGUCUCCGCAGGUGUUGGAGCUGUCGGGAAUCGGCAAACCGGAGGUGCUCAGAAAGGCAGGCGUCGAAGUCAAGGUCGAUCUGCCAAGUGUGGGCGAGAACUUCCAAGAUCAUGUCGUUGCGGGCGUUGGGUAUGAGCUUGCGCCGGGAAUCAUCUCGGGGGACAGCCUGUGGCAUCCGGAUGCAAUGGCUGAGGCACAGAAGGCCUUGAUGGAGCAUGCACUUGGUCCGUUGACAGCCACUGCGAGUGGACAGGGAUUUGUCAGCUACAAGCAACUGGCGACCGAGGAGGAACUCAACGAGACGAUCGCCAGCAUCCGCGAGACGCAGAAGACAUCGUCACCCUUCCAACGACGUCAACUCGACCUUAUUGUCAACCAUCUCGAAGACGACAGAUCGGCUAAUGUUCAGUACAUCCUCAUUCCGGCCAAGGCCAACUUAUCUGACGAGUCCAUAAUGGACCAGUCCAAGAUGUGGCUGCCCGGGAACCCAGAGAAGCCUCAAAUCGUCUGGGGUUGCGCCUUACAGUACCCCGUGUCUCGAGGCUCUGUGCACAUCACGAGUGCCGACCCCACCGCUCCACCAAACAUCGACCCCUCUUACCUCAGCCACCCCGCCGAUGUCGCCGUCCUCGCAUCAGGCAUGAAGCUUGCCGACCGCAUUGCCAACUCGCCCGCCCUGGCGCCGCUGUUGGGGGCGCGCACCAGCCCCGCGCCCGGUGUUGACCUGCAGCAGACGGCCGCGGCCGCGGCCGCCGUGCGCGCCUGGAGCAUCGGCGAGUACCACGUUGCGGGCGGCUGCGCCAUGGGCGAUACCGUGGAUAGCAAGCUGCGCGUGAAAGGGGUGGGGAACCUGCGGGUCGUCGAUGCGAGCGUGUUCCCGAAUCACGUUAGUGGAAACUGCCAGAGUAGUGUGUAUGCGCUGGCGGAGAGGGCGGCAGAUUUGGUCAAGGAAGCAUGGUGA
Molecule: messenger RNA, 1758 nt
Organism: Lasiodiplodia theobromae
Lineage: Eukaryota; Fungi; Ascomycota; Dothideomycetes; Botryosphaeriales; Botryosphaeriaceae
Product: Aryl-alcohol dehydrogenase
Exons: 7
Coding region: 1-1758 (585 amino acids)
Molecular function (GO): oxidoreductase activity, acting on CH-OH group of donors; flavin adenine dinucleotide binding
Source: RefSeq, a predicted model, not a curated record